Messenger RNA from Arabis nemorensis, 1191 nucleotides. The record is from the annotation of a GenBank genome assembly. Lineage: Eukaryota; Viridiplantae; Streptophyta; Magnoliopsida; Brassicales; Brassicaceae.
AUGAACGCAGAUUUCGCCGACGCCGAAGGUUCUUUCAUGAUCGAAGAAGAGGAUCUCUCUAUGAUCAAAGAUCGCUCCAAGGUCGAAGCACUCUCCAAACCCAAAGAUUUCCGCAUGAGAGCAGAUUAUCAGUCCGACCCCGAAGAUUACUCCGAUAUCGAAGAGCUUGUUUUCCGAGGGCCUCAGACACGCCUCUACUGGAACUUGGAGGACUACCCAAUCCCUGCAAAUGCCAAUCUUGUUGAUAUUCGUCGUAAAAUCAAAUUGGCUUUUCACCGACUGGGCCUUCAUGGUUUUCUGAUUAUCCACACGUAUGGUGGCAAACUGACCUACACCGAACUUGAGUUGUACAACGCCCAUAUCAUAGACACACCGUCACCGCCACCUAAAGGGUGGUCGAUUGCUGGACAAAUUUGUGUGGACAUUCUUAGCUUCGGACACUUUUGGGAAACCCGUACAUCAGUUUAUGUGGUACUCGCAAGACAAGACCCAGCAUCUGAGUUGAAUAGGGUUCUUGAGCGCAUGCAGUCGAGCUAUCAGCAAACUGUUCUCACUAUAGAGCCACACGAUGGUCUUUUUGACUCUGCAGACUCAGUACUUGAGCGUACACUGUUUGUAGGUGGAGGAAAGACUAGGCCAAAAACUUAUUUUUCUAAGCGUAUCAAACCCGUCAAUGUGCUUGAGGCAGGCGUGUUCUGGGACGCGAGGGAUUGUCCAUUCCCCGUUAGUUGGAGUGCAGAUAGCAUCUAUUUGAGAAUCAAAUCAGCUUUGACUAGAAAGCAUGGGGUAAGUGAUAACAUGGCCAUUUGGGCUUAUGUUGAUGAGAAGAAAGAGUCUUUCGUUCAGAAGUCGGAACGAAUCGACUUCAUUCCAGCAGUGGAUAGUCCCGCCGCUAGACAUGGGAGAAUGUUAAAUGACAUUCUCUUUUGGUUAAUCCAACAUCCGCGUCACGCACAUUUGAUCGUAGCAGGUAAAAUCAACACGGAGAUGUAUAAUGUCAUUGGAACUUUGCUGGAGAGAGGUUGCUGUAGUUUAAUACUAAGGCCGGCGAAUGACACUGUCCCAGAAUUCCGUGAUUGGCCAGCAUACCUAUUGGAUCAAGGAGUAUACGGUUUUGGUUGCGAUGACGAUCACGAAAGCGGAAGCGGAAGCGAAAGCCCAAAACAUAAAAAGCCUAAAGCCGGAGAUUGA